This is a messenger RNA of Aspergillus glaucus CBS 516.65, 745 nucleotides long. RefSeq lists its product as uncharacterized. Bases 293 to 685 code for a protein of 130 amino acids. The record is from RefSeq and is a predicted model, not a curated record. Lineage: Eukaryota; Fungi; Ascomycota; Eurotiomycetes; Eurotiales; Aspergillaceae. The transcript has a single exon.
GUAACACUGAGAUCCUUCUCUACUAGAGUACUAUCUCAAGAAGUUUUCAUUUGCAUCUGAACAAUUGCUUCUCAUAUGGUGCUGGCUCUGUAUAGAUCAAAAGCGGAGAAUCGACGGAUUGCGCUUAUUGGUGAAUUGGAUCGGCCGACAUAUCACACGGCUUUGGCCAUACACAGAAGUCAACACAUUCAAACCGAACAUUCGAGAGUCGGAAGAGACAGCAUAAACAAUCCUCGAAGUCAGAAACAUUCAAUCCUACUGUCCAAUUCUGUCUGAAUUCGAAAACCUCACCAUGGACAACUUCUGGGACGCAUUGUUCGCCUCGUUUCCACCCUCUCCCGAAUGGGCUCCAUUCUGGAGCAGUCUGUUCGAAGAUGCACUGUCAGCCUCCCUCAUCUGGCUUGUAGCCCAGAUCGGUCCCAUAAGAACUUCUGCGUUUCAAUUAAUAUGUUAUUCCUUAAUUCAAGUGUGUCGAUUCGUCUUUGCGAUUAUAUCUGGCUUCCAAGAUGGUUGGCCGAGGCUAUCUGGGACCGAGUGUUUUGGCCGGACGAUUGUCGUUUCGUCGUUUGUAGUGGCUAUCUAUACCGCUUAUUAUGAACAAGGUCAAUCUUGUACGUUAUCUGGCUUCAUUGAAAGUUCUCUGCUAACGCAUUAUAGGGAGGGGGCACAGGGCUGGCAGAAAUGAGAAAUCUUGUUGGCAAUGAAGUCACAAUCAAUUAGUUGAAUAGAUAAAGUAGAAAUGGAC